AUGAUCAGAAAGGCAGACAGAACCUUAGAAGCUGCUGAACAUCAUCCCAAAGCCUUCUUACUUCCUGACGAAACCAUGAAGAUCUUUGGAACUGUUCUGCCCAUGGUCUUCCUCACUGCUUACUGCAUCUGUCAGGUCUAUGCCAUACCAGAUGGCGUCUAUACGCCAGACAAUUGUUGCUUCGAAUUUACCAACAAGAAGAUCCCCUUGAAACUCCUGGUCAGCUAUAAGAACACCAGCAGCAUGUGCCGCAAGGAAGCAGUGAUCUUUGUGACCAAACGUGGCCUCAACAUUUGUGCUAACCCAAAGGAUCGGUGGGUCCAGGAUCUUAUGAAGAACCUAGACAAUAUGAAAGCCAAGACCAUGAAGGUCAUGAAGAUCUUAACCACUACCUCUUAUCCCAAUGUGACCUCGCACCCAAGCAGGAGGGAAGAAUAAUUUAUUUCCCUUUAGUUUUCCAUUGAGACAUUUAUUACAAUUUAAAUGUUUACUCUUAUUUAAUAUGCCAUAAAUAUUUGUACCUUUAUUUUUAUUUAUUUUUCUUUGUAACAAACUUUUGGGCAAGUCAUUUAACCUCAGUGGGCCUUAGGCGACUCAUUU
Trichosurus vulpecula (common brushtail) is the source of this 600-nucleotide messenger RNA. RefSeq names its product C-C motif chemokine 13-like. Bases 1 to 438 code for a protein of 145 amino acids. Gene Ontology annotation, molecular function: chemokine activity; CCR chemokine receptor binding. NCBI's taxonomy places the organism in Eukaryota, Metazoa, Chordata, Mammalia, Diprotodontia, Phalangeridae. Gene Ontology annotation, cellular component: extracellular region. The transcript has 3 exons. The record is from RefSeq and is a predicted model, not a curated record. Gene Ontology annotation, biological process: lymphocyte chemotaxis; G protein-coupled receptor signaling pathway; cellular response to interleukin-1.